Micromonas commoda is the source of this 837-nucleotide messenger RNA. RefSeq lists its product with no specific name. The transcript has a single exon. Gene Ontology annotation, molecular function: ATP binding; protein kinase activity. The annotation marks the transcript as partial. NCBI's taxonomy places the organism in Eukaryota, Viridiplantae, Chlorophyta, Mamiellophyceae, Mamiellales, Mamiellaceae. Gene Ontology annotation, biological process: protein phosphorylation. Gene Ontology annotation, cellular component: cytoplasm. The record is from RefSeq and is a predicted model, not a curated record.
AUGCCCCCGCGCGACAGGACCCAAGGCAACGGCACCGGCGGCACCGCGAAGAGCGUCGAGCACGACUACCACAUCAUCGAGCUCGUCGGCGAGGGUUCCUUCGGCAAGGUGUACAAGGCGCGACGAAAGUACACCGGCCAGAUCGUCGCCAUGAAGUUCAUCGCGAAGCACGGCAAGACGGACAAGGACAUCAAGUCGCUGCGACAGGAGAUCGAGAUCCUGCGAGGGCUCAGGCACGACAACAUCAUCGCCAUGGUGGACUCGUUCGAGACCAAAGCCGAGUUCUGCGUCGUCACCGAGUUUGCGCAGGGCGAGCUCUUCGAGAUCCUGGAAGACGACAAGUGCCUGCCGGAGGAUGAGGUGCGCGCCAUCGCCAGGCAGCUCGUCCGAGCCCUCCACUACCUUCACUCCAACCGCAUCAUCCACCGCGACAUGAAGCCGCAAAACAUCCUCAUCGGCAGCAGGCGCGUCGUCAAGCUCUGCGACUUUGGGUUCGCCAGGGCCAUGUCCAGCAACACCAUGGUGCUCACCAGCAUCAAAGGAACUCCGCUGUACAUGGCGCCCGAGCUCGUCCAGGAACAGCCGUACAACCACACCGUCGACUUGUGGUCCUUGGGCGUCAUCCUCUACGAGCUCUUCGUCGGUCAACCGCCGUUCUACACCAACUCCAUCUACUCCCUCAUCCAGAAGAUCGUCCGCGACGCCAUCGUGUGGCCGGAGAACAUGUCCCCGCAGUUCAGGUCCUUCCUCAAGGGUUUGCUCAACAAGCGACCGGGCGAGAGACUGGCGUGGCCGGACCUCUUGGACCACCCGUUCGUGCGAGACACCGCGAACGAC